Molecule: messenger RNA, 2131 nt
Organism: Amoebophrya sp. A25
Lineage: Eukaryota; Dinophyceae; Syndiniales; Amoebophryaceae
Source: the annotation of a GenBank genome assembly
CGCUCCUCCCAUAAGAAUAAUUGCGAUAAAAAAGGAAUACAGGAGCAUUGGGUUUUCCGCAUUCUCGCGGUCUCACGGUCUCAUUGAUCCUUGUUUAAAAAAUCACAAAAAUCAGCAACGCUAAGCCAAACUACAAAGCACAAAUAUGGCUCCGAUCGUGAUAAAUGAGCAAAGGGAACAGCCACUGGCUUGCCCGUGGGAAAUUCUCGCUGGGGACUGCAUCGUGGCCAAAUUUGAGACGUUGCGGCAGUUUCUGGAAAUUUGGAGGUAGUAUAAUUUAUCGUCUUAAGCUUUUGAUUAUGAUUUAGAUUUUGUUCAUCUCCAUCGAUCGUACUCAUACAUCGAAUUCGCUGAUGAUUGUGAUUCUCUUUCUAUCUUCACUCGAAUCCAAUCAGGUGUAUAGCUCCUGUUCCGGAGUUGACGGAAGAUUUGCAUGUCUUUCGAGCCGGACUGUACAGGAGAACUACAAUCUGUACCUCCACCCCAGGAGGAGUGCAGGACGAGGCGCGUUCGUCGUGCAAUCAGAUCGCAUGCUCUUACGCGUUCACACGUGCAACGGGAAAUAAUGAGCGUGGGUGGCACGUCAAAGAAAUACAAAAUCCGAAUCGUCAGAACGCGACUACUAGCUCCACAAGCACAAGAAGCGCUUUUCAUCCUAGCACGUCAUCGUCGAAGUCAUCUUCUUCGGAGAACGAGACUGUAGCAGCAGGCGAGGCACAGCUUGACGUACGCAAGAAUGCAGGCGUUCCUUCUCUUGUUACAGCUAGAAGUACGGGUUGCGUUGAUCAUGAUGUACAACGAGAGCUGCACCACCAGCACAACAAUAUUAUUAAAGUGAGCUAUGACAACAUCGCGAUAGACCACGUUUCUAAGCGGAAAACAGAUCAAAAAAACGUAGUCGAAGAGCGGCCGAGAAUAAGAGUGAAAAACGCCACGCCUACGCCGAAAACGUGGCACCCACGGCGGCUCGAUCUAGACGAAACUGGUCUGUCGAUUACUCCCGAACUGCUCCUCGCAACACCAAGCACUUCCAGCGGGGCGAGCGCCCUCUUCGACGAAUCUGGCGCCUCAUUAUCAGGAGCAAAUAGGACGCCAGGCUCCACUAAUCAUGAUCACAAGACCGAUUGUGGUUUCAAACGGAGAUCCUCAUUUAAUAUGUUGGGUGGAGCAGGAAGUAGUUGUGCAACUUCUAGUACAGGAGCUGGCAGCCCAGAUAUAGCUACGUUCGGAGUGGAGCACGUAGUAGAAAAUGCUGGGCCAAGUGAUACAAAUCAGAACUUGAUGAACUUCUCUUUGUACCCGAACGCGUCUACUUCGACGGUUUCUUCUCCCGUGGACACUGACGCUCCAGAAGGAUCCAACAGUUUAGCCUACGAGACGCGCAAGAAAAUUUUUAACGAGAUGAAUACUACGCCAGAUACUUUUUUUCGUGACCUUCUUUUCUCCCUGGUUGCAGACGAGCUGCAGGACGCCAUAGGAAUUUCCGUCACGCCAGGUAACGGGCAGCUACAAGCAGUAUGUGAAAAGAACACUAUGUAUCAUGUCAUUUCCUGAGAAACGGCACGUGCUGACUUCCUUUUACAAAAAGCACAUGGAAUUCAAGUUAUAUAUAAAGCCGAAUUUCGACACGACCAUAAAAGUCUUCACUCACUUUUUUUCAACUAUUUUUUCAGCAGGUACACAUAACGAAGGCGAAGAUGAGGUGGGUGCUAUUUCGAUUUCUUUGUGGACGCAUUGCAGGAACGAUGUCGAUCAUUGCAAUGUGAGCGCGACUACAUAACCGACACUUCCGUUUGAUCGAUCUAACGACACCCAAGACUGAAUUCCAAGGAACAUGAGGGCGCAUGAAACUCAUGUUUUUCCUUUUCACAUGCUGCUUCGCGCUAUGUAGAAGACAUUUUUACACGCUUACUCCGAUAAAGAUUGAUGGUCAACAACAAGUGGAAUGUAGUUCUUCGAGGUCGAUCUCGAGGUCGUCCUUUGCAAUGUACAACUGAAGCUUUGCUGUACGACGUGAUUAUACCUCCACGCGUGCUGCUGUCGCCGUCGGGCGUUUCACAACUUUGCUACGCUGAGGAAAAAUUGCGAGAUCAUGAUUCUUCUAGAAGUAGGCGAAAGGUAGAAGAAUGGG